Cuscuta campestris is the source of this 2834-nucleotide messenger RNA. The record is from the annotation of a GenBank genome assembly. Lineage: Eukaryota; Viridiplantae; Streptophyta; Magnoliopsida; Solanales; Convolvulaceae.
AAAGCCAAUAAAAGACAUUCUUGGAGUUACCCAACACAAACAUUAUAAGCCAAUUAAGGCAUUUCGUCGAAAAGGUGGACUCCUACUGCUCUGAACGAACAACUUUACCACCAUCAUGGCUGGGAACAGAGCUGGGGUUCUGGCGGCGGUGCUUGCGGUGGUUCUGCUGCGAUGCCUGACGUCGUUCGCCGUCAAUGUGACGUAUGACCACCGUGCGCUGGUCAUCGACGGCAGCCGGAGGGUGCUGGUUUCCGGCUCCAUUCACUACCCCCGCAGCACUCCCGAUAUGUGGCCGGACUUGAUACAAAAGUCCAAAGAUGGAGGUUUAGAUGUCAUAGAAACUUAUGUUUUCUGGGACUUGCAUGAAACAACUCGUAACCAGUAUGAUUUUGAAGGGAGGAAAGAUUUGGUGAAGUUUGUGAAAUUGGUAGGGGAUGCUGGCUUAUAUGUUCAUCUACGAAUUGGGCCUUACGUCUGUGCCGAGUGGAACUAUGGUGGGUUUCCCCUCUGGUUGCACUUUAUACCCGGAAUUGAAUUUCGGACCGACAAUGAACCAUUUAAGGUUGAAAUGCAGAGGUUUACUGCCUUUAUUGUUAACAUGAUGAAGCAAGAAAAGCUCUAUGCAUCUCAAGGUGGCCCAAUUAUAUUGUCUCAGAUUGAAAAUGAGUACGGUAAUGUCGCUUCAAGUUAUGGUCCUCGUGCUAAAACUUACAUCAAUUGGGCAGCGGCUAUGGCUACCUCUUUGGAUACAGGGGUACCGUGGAUUAUGUGCCAGCAAGCCGAUGCUCCCGAUCCUAUUAUAAACACUUGCAAUGGGUUCUAUUGUGAUAACUUUACGCCUAAUUUUGCCAAGCCAAAAAUGUGGACUGAGAAUUGGAGCGGAUGGUUUUCUGCAUUUGGUGGUCCUGUACCAUACAGGCCUGUGGAAGACCUCGCCUUUGCAGUUGCUAGGUUCUAUCAGCGCAACGGAACGUUCCAAAACUAUUAUAUGUACCAUGGAGGAACUAACUUUGGGAGAUCCAGUGGAGGACCAUUUGUUUCAACAAGCUAUGAUUAUGAUGCACCUCUAGAUGAGUAUGGCCUUCUAAGACAGCCAAAAUAUGGUCAUUUGAAAGAUUUGCAUAAGGCUAUAAAGCUUUGUGAAGAGGCUAUGGUGUCAAGUGAUGCUAGCACCACUUCUCUUGGAUCAAAUUUGGAGGCCACUAUAUAUAAGAAGACAGAAUCAGGGCUGUGCUCUGCUUUCCUAGCAAAUUUUGGUGCCGUAUCAGAUGCAACUGUUAACUUCAAUGGCAAUUCUUAUCACUUGCCUGCCUGGUCAGUCAGCAUCUUACCAGAUUGCAAGAAUGUUGCUUUUAAUACUGCUAAGAUAAACUCUGUUGCAACCAUCUCCAGCUUUGUGAGUCAAUCUUCAAAAGCCGAUAACUCUGAAGCAUCUUUAUCUGACUGGAGUUGGAUUACGGAACCAGUUGGUAUAUCAAGUGAUAAUGCAUUUACAAGAGUUGGUUUAGUAGAGCAAAUUAACACAACAGCUGAUCAAAGUGACUAUUUGUGGUACUCUCUAAGUAUUGACAUCAAAGGUGACGAGCCUUUCCUGGAAGAUGGGUCACAUGCAGUUCUUCAUGUGCAAUCACUUGGUCAUGCACUUCAUGCCUUUGUCAAUGGAAUCUUUUCAGGCAGUGGAAGGGGAAACAGUGGCAACUCCAAAGUCGUAUUAGAUGUUCCCAUCAACCUUUUACCAGGGGCAAAUAAAAUUGACCUCUUGAGUUUGACAGUUGGACUACAGAAUUAUGGAGGGCAUUAUGAUCUAAGAGGGGCAGGGGUUACCGGUCCAGUGCAGUUGAAAGGUUCAAAUAGUAGCUCAAUCACUGAUCUUUCAUCGCAGCAAUGGAAGUAUCAGAUUGGGUUAAAGGGGGAAGAAUUAAGCUUGUCUGAUGGAGUUUCAUCACUCUGGACAUCAGGAUCUAGUUUGCCCACCAACCAACCAUUAAUAUGGUACAAGACAACCUUUGAUGCACCGGACGGUGAUAAUCCUCUUGCCAUAGAUUUCACUGGGAUGGGGAAAGGUGAAGCAUGGGUUAAUGGUGAAAGCAUUGGACGGUAUUGGCCAGCGUAUACUGCUUCAACCACCGGAGCUUGCACCAAUUCUUGUAACUACAAGGGACAUUACGACGACCGAAAAUGCCUCAAGGAUUGUGGAAAGCCAUCUCAGACAUUUUACCAUGUUCCUCGUUCGUGGCUAAAACCAAGUGGAAACGUUCUCGUUUUAUUCGAGGAAACGGGUGGGGAUCCAACACGGACAUCAUUUGCAACUAGAGAGGUUGUGAGUGUAUGCUCGAGAAUUUCCGAGUCUCAUCCGACCCCUAUAGACAUGUGGACGAUCUCUUCAGACGCGCAAAAGCAAGCGGGGCCCACCAUGUCUCUCGAGUGCCCUCAUCCUGACCAGCUCAUUUCUUCCAUCAAGUUUGCAAGCUUUGGGACCCCUCAUGGGACAUGUGGAAGUUAUAGCCAUGGGAAAUGCAGCAGCAGCAAUGCUCUUUCCAUUCUACAAGAGGCUUGCCUUGGAUCAAGAAGCUGCAGUGUUGGUGUGUCAAUCAAUACGUUUGGCGACCCGUGCACGGGAGUUACGAAGAGUUUAGCCGUUGAAGCGUCGUGUACAUGAAUGUCAAUACACAUAAUACAACACAUAGAAGUUUAGUAUAUCUUCUCCAAGUAAAGCUCAUAUACCAAUCUUUGGCCCUUCACUUUAAUUUUAUGUAUGAAAGUGUAAAAGAAUACUAAACUUAUGAAUCACAAAUAAAAGCGAAUGCAUGAAUCAAGAAAGGAAGCUCUUUAAA